Molecule: messenger RNA, 1290 nt
Organism: Peniophora sp. CBMAI 1063
Lineage: Eukaryota; Fungi; Basidiomycota; Agaricomycetes; Russulales; Peniophoraceae
Source: the annotation of a GenBank genome assembly
GGUGCUCAAGAACUCUCCGAGGUCCCCUACUCAUGCGCCUUCGCUACCGUUUUCGCGUGCACCUGCUGCACUACCCGCACCUCCAACUGCGCCGGCUGCCCAUGUGAGCUCGAAGCUCAAGGGAAGGAAGAGCGCAAACGUGAAGAAGCAGAGCCCGAGGCGUGUGCGGAGGUGAGGAGGGAAGCUGCUGAGCGUGGCAGGAGGGAGGUAGUGGAAGCCGAGCAAGCGCACGCUCGUGCUCAGGCUGCUUCAGCUCCGCCAGCCCCUGCACCGCCGUCUUCUUUGGAUCCGCCUACGCCUCCUGCGCCGGGGACCAACCCGGGAAAGACGAAUCCGUUCAGCAAUAUGAUGGCCAGCGGGUCUACAGCAUAUGUGUCUUCACCGCCUGCCGCGAACGGUGGUACGAAACCCUUCUUCAAGCGUCACCAAGCGGGCGCUGCCCUAUCGCCUUCACCGGCACCACUUGCACCUCCAGUCGCUAUCCCUCCUCCCUGUGCGUCGUCUGCACAGGUCCGCCCCCGCAAGCUUGUACAAUGUUGGCGUGACAGUUCAGACGGCAAGAUCAGCGGUGACUGCGAUACGGGCGCUAAGAUCGCUCAGCAGCUCUUCGGAAGCAUUCUUCCGACUCGUCGCCUGCUCCUGGUUCGCGACCGACAUCUGCGGCCGGUGUAUCGAGUACUCCUACCCCUACGUCUGCGUCGUUUGCGCCAGCCCCGGCUCCUCCGGUGCCUCCCGCUGCACUUCGCACCGCCUCGUGCUCCUGGUACACUCGCGGCCCAGCCGCCGCCUGCCGUGGCGCCUAGAGAGCGUGGCGCACUGCUCUCUACUAUUCAGGGUCACGAACGACCGCAGCGCUGCCCCGUCGGCGGACGCGUCAUCGGCGACUCGGCGAUUUCUGCUCACAUCAAGGCGGCACCUGUCGAACGCGCACCAUCCCCUUCGCAUAAGCAUCCCCCUCCUCCGCCGCCACCUGCCCCUGCGGGGCCGGGCUAUGAUGCAAACCGGGUUGGGAACAGGCAAAGCUUAAAUCGGUACGCCGAUCUCGCGGUCGACCAAGGUGUUGUGAGCAGGGAGCCGAGUGGGCUGAAAGCGCCGAGGGAGGAAGAUGGAGAUGAGGCGGCUACACAGGCGAAUGGUGAUGAUCCCGAGAUUGAAGCGCAUGAGAGCGCGACUUCCGGCGAAAAUGUCGUGCUUACCGCGCAGGUCAGGCGGCGAGUGGUGGUGCGGUACCUCGGUCGGUGGAAGGCGGAGCAGGGUAACGUCGUGUUCAUCGCCCACCCUCGCGUCUGA